This is a messenger RNA of Scylla paramamosain (green mud crab), 3692 nucleotides long. Its product is annotated as ketosamine-3-kinase-like. Lineage: Eukaryota; Metazoa; Arthropoda; Malacostraca; Decapoda; Portunidae. The record is from RefSeq and is a predicted model, not a curated record. The transcript is spliced from 5 exons. Bases 701 to 1090 code for a protein of 129 amino acids.
GUGAAAUCCUUCGCUUCAUUCAGAGCUUAAAUCCGCUCAUUUAUUUAUUUAUUUUUAUUUUUUUUUUUCUUAAUUUCAAUGUCUGCCAAAACUGGGUGCAUCUUCUGAGACCAUGCGUCUUAUGAGCUAUCAAAUUCGGUAAAUGUGAUCAUGUUUGUUAUCAAUGGUGCGCAUGCGCAAUGGCGACGUGACUCUUUGAUGACAUGGGGUUACCUGCUACGAAUUAGGUCAUAGAAAUUUGUUGGGCAAUCACAAAGGCACGUGUGUUUAGAGGAAGAAGGAGCACUCGGGACUGUCUGUGCUGCGUCAGUUAAACUAUGGCUGCGUGGAAGAGACGUGUGUUGGUAGUUUACCGCCAGUUCCUUCAACUUCUUAAGAAGCACCAAAGACAGUGACAUCUUAUGGCUGCCUAAGGUGUGGCUGGCUGGGCCUUGGCUUGCUGCUCAGUUAAUGAUGGACAGCUGCUGUGAUGGGGUGAGACAGAGCCAUGUUUGCUGCAAUCAAGGAGGCCCUGGGCACCUCUGUCUUGGAAAGCACAGGGAGGGAUGGCGGUGACUGCAUCAAUGAGGGGUAGGUGUACCGCAUUGACAAUGGGAAGGUGCUUCUGAAAAAGAACUCUACAGAAAAGGCACGGGAGAUCUUUGAUGGAGAAUAUGAAGGCUUGAAGGGAAUUCAGGCCACUGGCACAGUGCGUGUUCCUAUGCCUCACCUGGCCUUGGACAACCCCGCAGGUGGAGCAGUGCUGGUAAUGGAGUACCUCAACAUGCAGGGACUUUAUCAGAAGUCAGGCCAGCUUGGGACUCAGUUAGCCAGGCUACACCUCCACAAUCUUGCAGCAAGAGAUGAAAAAGUGGGAGGCACUGUGGGCAAAGGCUCUUCUAGUCAUGUGGAACAGUUUGGAUUUUCCAUUAACACUUGCUGUGGUUACAUUACCCAAGACAAUACCUGGACUGAUGACUGGCUGGUGAGAUUCCAGUGUGGCAAGGCUGCAUUGAGACUCAUUUAUUUAUUUUUUUUAUCUUAUCAGAAAUAUUGUCGUCACCAUAACAUAAACAGAAUUUUUUUAACUCUCCCUUUGCCAACAGCCUAAAUCCCUGUACAGUAUCCCAAUACUGACUGGUUUUCACUUUUCUGUAAAUAAUCUAGAUUAAUUCUAGUAAAUGGGUUCAGGCAUGUAAAACCAUGGAAAAGUUUACUUUCCCAAAGCCAGAAGAGUAGAAAAUUUGUCCACCUCAAGUCCAGUGUAGGAUGUGAUCAAAUCCAAAAAUAGACUUGACUUUGCAACUUCUCAUUAUCUUUGCAACUUCUCAUUAUCUUCUUUUACAAAGGCAAAGGAUCUGAGGUGCUUUCACCAUAAUUGCACUGUGUCAGUAUUAUUCAUGGGUACACAAGGUUGGAAAAAGCCCAGAUUUAAAAAAAUCCCAAUCCACUGUUUUUUUUUUUGGGCGGGGUUUAUUUAUUUGUUUAUUUUUUGGGGGUGGAGUUACUUUUGUUUAUUCUUCAUUUUCUUCAAAAGUAAAUCAAUUUAAAUGAGGAAUUAAAAACUAAUCAAGAAUGAAAUAAAAGGUUUGAAGUGUUUUUUUUUCAUACAGGAGGGGCACUGGCCGAGAGCAGCAAAUAUAUUAUAAAAAAAAAAGGCCCACUGAGAUGCUGUUCCCCUAACAGAGUCAAAAGCGGUUGUCAAACAUUAAAGGAUACAUGUCUUGAAACUUCUCUAUUGAAAGAGUUCAUCAUAGGAAGGAAGUAGUAGAAAAGCCGGCAGGGAAUUCCUGAGUUUACCAGAGAAAGGUGUGAAUAAUUGAGAAUAAUGGUUAACUCUUGCAUUAGAGAGAUGGACAGAACAGGAGUGAGAGAAAGAGGAAAGUGUUGUGCAGUGAGGUCACGGGAGGAGGGGAGGCAUGCAGUUAGCAAGUUCAGAAGAGGAGUUAGCAUGAAAAUAGUGGUAGAAGAUAGCAAGAGAUGUAAUAUUGUAGUGAUGACAGAGAGGCUGAAGACUACCAGUUACUUAGAGGAGAGGAGUUGGUAGAUGAAAUACUUUUGAUUCCACCCAGUCUAAAAGAGUGGUAUGAGUGAACCCCCCCUACCCCCAUACAUGUGAAGCAUUUUCCAUACAUAGACAGAUAAGGCCCCUGUAAAGAGUUAGCAGGUGUGAGGGUGAUAAAAACUGGCAGAGACAAUUCAGACACCUAACUUCAUAGAAGCUGUUUUAGCUAGAGAUGAGAUGUGAAGUUUCCAGUUUAGACUAUAAGUAAAGGACAGACUGAGGAUGUUUGAAGGGGAACAGAUGUGGGAGGAGAGGGAAAUAGUUGAGUGUCAUUGAAGAAGAGGGGAUAUUUGUCUGGAAGGUUGUGUUGAGUUGAUAUAUGGAAGAAUUGAGUUAUUAAGGCAUUAAACAAUACUAAGUUUACUCUGCCCCAAUGAGAAAUUUUAGAGAGAUCAGAAGUGAGGCCUUCUGUGGCUUCCCUGCGAGAACUGUUUACUUGUUGAAGGGUUGGAUGUCUGUGAAAAGAUGUGGAAAAGUGUAGAGUGGUAUCAUCAGUGUAGCAGUAAAUAGGACAAGAAGUUUGGUUUAGAAUAUCAAUAAUGAAUAAUAGGAAGAGAGUGGGUGACAGGACAGAACCCAGAAUAUUGUUAAUAGAUUUAGAAGAAGAACAGUGACUACCUACCACAGCAGCAAUAGAAUGGUCAGAAAGGAAACUUGAGAUGAAGCUACACAGAGAAGGGUAGAAGCUUCAGGAGGGCAGUCUGGAAAUCAAAGCUUUGUGCCAGAAUCCAUUAAAAGCUUUUGAUAUGCCUAAGGUAACAACAAAAGUUUCUCUAAAAUCCUUUAAAGAUGUUGAACAACACUCAGUAAGAGAAGCCAGAAGAUCACCAAUAAAGCGUCCUCAAUGGAACCCAUCCUGGUGAUCAGAUAGAAGGUUAUGAAGUGAUAGAUGUUUAAGAAUCUUCCUGUUAAAGAUAGAUUCAAAAUUUUAGAGAGGCAGGAAAUUAAAGCAAUAGGGAGGUAGUUUGAACACUUAGAACGUUCACCCAUUUUAGGAACAGGCUGAAUGCAGGCAAAUUUCCAGCAAGAAGGAAAGGUAAAUGUUGACAGACAGAGUUGAAAGAGUUUGAUUAGGCAAGGUGAAAGCAUGGAGGCACAGUUUCGUAGAAUAAUAGGAGGGACCCCAUCAGGUCCAUAAGCCUUCUGAGGGUUUAGGCUAGCAAGGGCAUGCAAAACAUCACUGUGAAGGAUUUUAAUGGGUAGCAUGAAGUAUUCAGAGGGUGUAGGAGAGAGAGGAACAAGCCCUGAAUUAACCAAGGUAGAGUUUUUAGCAAAGGUUUGAGUAGAGAGUUCAGCUUUAGAAAUAGAUGAGAUGGUAAUGGUAUCAUCAGGCUGAAAUAACAGAGGCAAAGAUUAAGAAGCAGAGUUAUUGUAGAUGUUUUUGGCUAUGUGUCAGAAGUCACAAGAGGAGUUAGGUCUUGAAAGAUUUUGACACAUUCUGUUAAUGAAGAACAGACACUUGUUGAGGUUAUGCUGAUACAGGUUGAUCAGGUUGGACCAUGUUAACUUGUACUGUACAAGAAAUGAACAGGCUUGGCUACUUUUACAUUUUUUAUGUAAAUGUACAUAUAUAGACCUUAUUUACUAAUAUGAUACAAAACAAAAUUUUGACUUGUAAACAUUUUGUAAAAAAACCCAAAAAACUCAC